UUCAAGAAGAUGGAUGAAACCAAGACACAUCAGGUGAAGUCAGAUCAUCUUCUGCGUGUUGAUGAUCAUGAUUUCACCAUGAGACCAGCAUUCGCAGGUCCGGCGGUGCCAGUGGGUGUAGAUGUGCAGGUGGAGAGUUUGGACAGUAUCUCAGAGGUCGAUAUGGACUUCACCAUGACGCUCUACCUGAGACACUACUGGAAGGACGAGCGUCUGUCUUUUUCCAGUAAAACCAAUAAAAGCAUGACCUUCGAUGGUCGACUGGUGAAGAAGAUCUGGGUACCUGACGUUUUCUUCGUCCAUUCUAAACGUUCCUUUAUUCAUGACACCACCACAGAGAACGUCAUGAUCAGAGUUUAUCCUGAUGGUAAAGUUCUCUACAGCCUGAGGGUGACUGUAACUUCAGCGUGUAAUAUGGACUUCAGCCGCUUCCCGCUGGACACACAGACCUGCACACUAGAGCUGGAGAGCUACGCCUACACUGAUGAAGACCUGAUGCUCUACUGGAAGAGUGGAGAUGAAUCACUGAGCACAGAUGAUAAAAUCUCUCUCUCUCAGUUCCUCAUUCAGGAGUUCCACACAACCUCCAGACUGGCUUUCUACAGCAGCACAGGUUGGUACAAUCGUCUGUACAUCAACUUCACUCUGCGGCGUCAUAUCUUCUUCUUUCUGCUGCAGACCUACUUUCCUGCCACUCUGAUGGUCAUGUUGUCCUGGGUGUCCUUCUGGAUCGACCGGCGGGCCGUUCCUGCCAGAGUUUCUUUAGGCAUUACCACGGUGCUGACCAUGUCCACCAUCAUCACGGGAGUCAACGCUUCCAUGCCCCGAGUGUCUUACAUUAAAGCCGUGGACAUUUACCUGUGGGUCAGCUUCGUCUUUGUCUUUCUGUCUGUUCUCGAGUACGCGGCCGUGAACUAUUUAACAACAGUGAAUGAUGGGACUGAACGCAAGUUAAGACAGAAGGCAAGUACACACCUUUUUCUGUUUUUUUCAUGACAGCAUGCACCCUGCGCAUGUGAUGCGUCCCACACAAGGACUGUAAUGCUGAAUGGAGCGUGCAGUAAUCCCGAUAGCAACGGCCUGGCAGGAUUCACCCAAACCACCGGUGUGGAAGAUAAACAGGACCGCAAGCUUGUGCAUCUGUCUGUGGAAGAUGACGGUGCGGGACGCAAGAAGAAAUCUCUCCGUGGCCUCCACAUCAUUCAGAACACCCAUGUCAUCGACUCAUACUCAUGCAUGAUCUUCCCAGGGGCCUUUAUAUUCUUUAAUGUCAUAUACUGGUCUGUGUACUGCUGA
Molecule: messenger RNA, 1296 nt
Organism: Triplophysa dalaica
Lineage: Eukaryota; Metazoa; Chordata; Actinopteri; Cypriniformes; Nemacheilidae
Gene: gabrr2b
Product: gamma-aminobutyric acid type A receptor subunit rho2b
Exons: 8
Biological process (GO): monoatomic ion transmembrane transport; regulation of membrane potential; chemical synaptic transmission
Cellular component (GO): membrane; neuron projection; synapse
Molecular function (GO): GABA-A receptor activity; extracellular ligand-gated monoatomic ion channel activity; neurotransmitter receptor activity
Source: RefSeq, a predicted model, not a curated record